AUGUCGGGCCGCAACCGGUGUUUGAAGGAGCCCUACAAAUCCGAAGCUCUCACCCUGGAGAAGUUACAUUUUGCCAUCUCUGAUUGGGCCGACGGCCGGCUGGAGAAGCCAAUUAGGGAUUUGGAAGGUUCAGGUUUGGAUUUGGGAAUAUCUGGGUUUAUGCCUUGGUCAUGUCGUUGUCGUCAACCUCAAAAGCCCAACCUUGAGGACGAACGUGAGGCGGUACAACCUUGCCUGGUCAUCCUCACCGAAGAGGAUCACCAACAGUUUUUUGAAUUGGAGGCGUCGUCGAAUCGAAGGGGUGAAUCUGUGGUUGUCCACAACGGUGUUGCUGUUGUCAUUGAUAUCCCGAAUAAGAUGAAGCGCACAGCGCGGUUGGGCAUGCCGGUGCAGAUGACGGAAGAGGAAAAGCGUAGAGUGUUGUAA
Striga asiatica is the source of this 426-nucleotide messenger RNA. NCBI's taxonomy places the organism in Eukaryota, Viridiplantae, Streptophyta, Magnoliopsida, Lamiales, Orobanchaceae. The record is from the annotation of a GenBank genome assembly.